Diachasmimorpha longicaudata is the source of this 3034-nucleotide messenger RNA. It is a transcript of the gene GatB, whose product is annotated as glutamyl-tRNA(Gln) amidotransferase subunit B, mitochondrial. The coding region runs from base 52 to 1626 and encodes 524 amino acids. Lineage: Eukaryota; Metazoa; Arthropoda; Insecta; Hymenoptera; Braconidae. Gene Ontology annotation, biological process: glutaminyl-tRNAGln biosynthesis via transamidation; mitochondrial translation. Gene Ontology annotation, cellular component: mitochondrion; glutamyl-tRNA(Gln) amidotransferase complex. Gene Ontology annotation, molecular function: glutaminyl-tRNA synthase (glutamine-hydrolyzing) activity. The record is from RefSeq and is a predicted model, not a curated record. The transcript is spliced from 8 exons.
UCGGGGGCUCCUAACCUCUAGGGUAAUUGUUUAUUAAUUUGCUUUUACAUCAUGAGGAGCUUAUCAACCAUCAGAUCACGUUCAUUCACUUGUGGAAAAUUACGAACCCGAGCUUUUGCUACGCAAGUAGAGAAACAGUCUGAAAAAUGGAAGUCCGUGAUUGGCCUGGAGAUUCAUGCACAGAUUUCAACGGCCUCCAAGCUUUUCUCUGGGGCGAGCACGGAUUUUGGAGAGCCGGUGAAUUCCUGUGUCUCGUUCUUCGAUUGUGCUACACCGGGAACUCUUCCGGUACUGAAUAAAAAAUGUGUGGAAGCUGGGGUAUUGGCUGCUCUGGCCCUCUCCUCACAGUUGAACGAAGUCUCUCUGUUCGACAGGAAGCACUACUUCUACGCGGAUUUACCGUCCGGUUAUCAAAUAACACAACAGAGGAAACCCCUGGCAGUAGGAGGAGAGUUGAAGUUCUCUGUUUUUACUCCGGGAAUCCACAAAGAGCCUUAUUUCAAGUCAUCACAAUUGAAGCAGUUACAAUUGGAACAAGACAGUGGAAAAAGCCUACAUGACGAGCCCAGGGCGAGGAGUCUUGUAGACCUGAACAGAGCUGGGGUACCUCUGAUGGAAUUUGUAUUCGAGCCAGAUCUUUCUGAUGGUGAAGAAGCUGCAGCUCUUGUUAAAGAACUCAGUCUUGUUUUGCAGAGACUGAAUGCAUGUUCUUGCAAGAUGGAAGAGGGUGCACUUCGAGUGGACGCUAACAUCUCAGUGCACCGUCCAGACGAGCCCCUGGGUGUGAGGACGGAGGUGAAAAACAUCUUCAGCGUGCGAGCAGUAGCUGCAGCGAUAAAAUACGAGAUAGCACGACAAAAGAAUCUCCUGGAAAAGGGCCAGAAAAUCGUCAAUGAGACUCUAUCCUGGGACGCAGCGAGACGCAAGACCGUCUCGAUGAGGGAUAAGGAGGAGAAGCAGGACUACAGAUUCAUGCCAGAGCCCAAUUUACCACCCCUUCGUCUCCACCUCAGGAAGGAGGAUAAGAAUUGUCAUAAUUUGGUUGACGUUCCCAGCCUGAAGAGCCAGUUACCGGAAUUGCCCGAGGAACUGAGAGCCAGCCUCAGGGAGAGGUUUGGCCUUUCUACUCAGUAUGCUGAAAGGAUAGUUAAUGAGCCAGUGCUCCUUCAAUUAUUUGAGGGUAUCAUGGGGGAGAAGCCCCAAAGAAGCCCCAAGAUCACGGGCAAUAUACUCCUAGGCGAGCUUUUGGAGUAUUUAAACAAAAAUAAAAUGAAAUUAGACGACUUAUCAGUAUCGGUGAGACAAUUGGGGGAAAUAAUCGACUUAUUGGAAAGUCAAACAAUUAAUUUAAUGGUGGUUAAAAAAUUGUUGGAGAGGCUCAGGAUUGAUACGAUUGCUUCGCCCACUGAGAUCGUACAGGAGAACCGAUGGCAGCAAAUAAACGAUUACAAUGAAUUAAAGGAGCUUUGCCAGUCAGUCUUGGAUGAUAAUCCCUCAUUAGUAAAAUCAUAUAAGUCAGGAAAAAAGAAAGUGUUCACCGCCUUGUUGAAACCAGUUCUCAAACGAUCAGAGGAUCGAGCCAACAUGAGAAAGGUUACGCAAAUCCUAGAGGACUUGUUGAAGUAAAAAGGUAAAUGCGUCAAUGCCAAUAUUACGAUAACUACUAUACAAUUGGUGUUGUUAUCUACCCACCCCCUCGUAGUUACCAAAUAAUUUGUAAGUUUUUUUGUUAAAUAUUGUUGUAUUUAAAAAAAUGUACAUUGUUCAUUCUUUCAGCUUACAAUGUGUUUAGCUACGAUUUUCUUUUAUUAUAUAAAAACAAUCACCAUAGUUCAAACGCCCAUAUUGCAGUGUACAGUGACGUAUAAUUUUAUAAAUAACGUGAACAUUUUUCAUCCUAAGUUACUCGCAAAUCAAAUUUCCUCCUCGUAGCGAAAGUGAUAGAAAAAUGAAUAUUUUUUUUUUUAGUAUUCUCAUUGUUUCAGAUCUUUGAGAAAAAGAAUAUGUAUCUACAUAAUUACAUCGAGUCUUUACAAAGUAUUUAACAUUCACAGUGUCGUCAAGUAUUCAAUCAAUAUCGAUUGCUUUAAACUUUAAAAAAUCGUCUAAUUUAGUCGUAAUUUCGUUAUUAAAUCUUUACAAUGUCGAUAUAAAAGUUCUCGUUUUAGUAGCGACUGAGACAUUAUUGAAGGCGAUUUUUAUGUUUCAUACGGUCGAAUUCCAUUUUAUUUGCAUUAAGAAUUUUAUUUCUGUUAUUAAUCGCCUUUAUUUGCCUUCGGCACAGCCACAAUAGUAACUGAAUCUACAUAUUCCUUCGAAAUAAAUUAAAUUAUUAACACAAAAAAUUAAUCAAUUUUCAUCGCAGCAGCAGUAAGUCAACAUUGUAUUAAUGGAUGUUGAAUUGUUAAAAUAUGGAUAAAGUAAAUAAUACAAUUUAACAAAUAAUUUGCAGCCUUUCCCAAAAUUCUAAUUUUAUCGUCUUCUCACUUUGGAUGCACCAAAGAUUACUCAUCAACUUGUUUAUUUGGAAAGCUUACUGAUAACUCUUAUGAGGGCUCCGUUUUCGUCCUUUAGCCUCUGGUUCUCGCACUUCAACUGCUCCAGCAUCUAGAAGAUAAAAUAAAAACAUUUUUCCUUGUCUCGUUGAUGGCAUUUGUCAGGCGACAGAACAGAAAAAUAUUAAUUCAGCUGCUGUAACACGCCCUAGAUUACUUUUAAUUAAUUAGGGAACUGGUAAAUCAUUCGGAUGUACUUGGAGAGAAAUACAUUUUUUAUUAACAAAUUUUUAUCUUUCUGCGGGUUUACGCGAGGUCUCAGAGGUACAGAAUAUGUUUUCAGCUCAUGCCAGGCGGUUCAUGCAGUGGGGAGUCCCUGAAGUGCCAUUUAAUUAAUUAGGCACUUGUACCUCCCACUAAUCUAGAGUAAAUACUAGAAUAAUCAGAGGCGUAAAUGGAUUCAUUCCGCGAAAUUAGUAACGAGCUGAAAACACAGGAACAAGAAAAAGACUCACUAACUCAGAAAAAAAAUAAAAACU